CAGUCGCCGAGCUGUAGUCGGGCCGGAGCUUUUUUCAGGCGAGUCGGCGCUUUCCCUGUCUCCCUUCAGUCAGAGAAUGGCUGUGCUUAAUCAGAAGUCUGUCAUGGAUAUGAUUAAAGAGUUCAGAAGGAAUUGGCACAGUCUCUGUAACUCUGAGAGAACUACUGUAUGUGGCGCAGACUCCAUGCUCUUGGCAUUGCAGCUUUCCAUGGCAGAGAACAAUAAACAGCACAGUGGAGAAUUUACAGUCUCUCUCAGCGAUGUCUUAUUGACCUGGAAAUACUUAUUACAUGAGAAACUGAACUUACCAGUUGAAAAUAUGAAAGUGAAUGACCAUUAUGAAAACAUUAGGAGGAUUUAUCAUGAUUUCUUGAAGAAUAGUAACAUGUUAGAUUUGAUCGAUGUUUAUAACAAAUGUAGUGUUUUGACUUCUAAUUAUGAAAAUCACACCAACAUAUCUCCUAGUCAACUACGAGAUUUUCUGUCUGGCAGACACUAUGCAGUAGGUGAUGAAAUUGAUUUUUAUGUACCAACAUCACCAAUUAGUAAAAACAACCAGGAUAAUGAAAAGGUGAAGUUACUAGCAAAGAAAAUUAUCUACUCAUAUUUAAACCUGCUAGUGAAUUCAAAGAAUGACUUGGCUCUGGCUCAUAUUCUCAAUAUUCCUGAUAGAGGACUUGGAAGAGAAGCCUUCACUGAUUUGAAACAUGCUGCUCAGGAGAAACAGAUGUCUAUCUUUUUGGUGGCCACAUCAUUUAUUAGAACAAUAGAGCUCGGAGGUAAAGGAUAUGCACCAUCACCAUCUGAUCCUUUAAGGACGCAUAUAAAAGGAUUGUCUAAUUUUAUUAAUUUCAUUGACAAAUUAGAUGAAAUUCUUGGAGAAAUACCAAAUCCAAGCAUUGCAGGGGGUCGUAUACUCUCAGUGAUAAAGAUGCAGCUGAUAAAAGGCCAGAACAGCAGGGAUCCUUUUUAUAAAGCCGUAGAGGAAGUUGCUCAAGAUUUGGAUUUGAGGAUUAAAAAUAUUAUCAAUUCUCAACAAGGAGAUGUAGCUGCGAGCACCACUGGCAUCAGUCCUUCACGACCAAAAUUUCAUGCCAUAAACCAUGGCACUGCAUACUGUGGCAGAGAUACUGUGAAAACCUUACUAGUUCUUUUGGAUGAAGAUGCAGCCAGUGCUCCUACCAAAAACAAAGCGGAACUUUUAUAUGACAAUGAAAAUACAAUUUAUCAUAAUGGAACUUCUAUUCUUACACGUUUUAGAUCUCCCACACAAGUGAAUAAUUCAUCGAUGAAACCCCUAAGAGAACGCAUCCAUAAUUCAAUGCAAGAGAAAAAAAUUAAGAUGAAGCAAACUUUAAUUAGAUCUCAGUUUGCUUGUACUUACAAGGAUGACUGCACGAUAAGCAAGGAUAAGUGGAAUGUUAAUUCAUCAUCAAAGCCUUUGUGUGUUCUUCACAUGGAAAAUGACCUUUCUGAAGGUGUAAAUUCAUCUGUUGGAAGACCAACAAUUGGAACAAGUUCUGGAAAUGUUCAUCUGGACAGAAGUAAAAACGAAAAAGUAGCAAGAAAAUCAAAUAGUCAGACAGGAAAUAAAAGCUCAAAAAGGAAACAGGUGGAUUUGGAUGAUGAAAAUAGCCUCUGUGAUAAUGGAAACGAACCACCUGAACACAAAAACGUUAAGAUACCUAAGACAUCAAAAGAUUUGCAGAAUAAAUUGGAUGGCAAACUAGUCAGAAUUGUAAAAAGCAACAAACGUACCGCCAAGGACAAAUUGAUUACUGGCCAGACAAAGUUAACUCAGUUUUUUAAACUGUGAAUCUGUCUUUUAUGUGCUUUAGAUAUAUGGAUAUAUAAAACCAUUCACCAAAGGCAUCUCCUUAAUUUUUUAAGAGAGCAAGGUAUAAAGUAUUGUGCUUUAUUAUUUUGGCCUAUAGUGUAUGUAAAGUUAGCAUGUUAAGCAGUGUUAAAAAAAAUACUAGUAAGUCAUAUUAUGCAGAAUAUUC
Molecule: messenger RNA, 2003 nt
Organism: Phacochoerus africanus (Common warthog)
Lineage: Eukaryota; Metazoa; Chordata; Mammalia; Artiodactyla; Suidae
Gene: PARPBP
Product: PARP1 binding protein
Exons: 11
Coding region: 77-1816 (579 amino acids)
Biological process (GO): negative regulation of double-strand break repair via homologous recombination
Cellular component (GO): chromatin
Source: RefSeq, a predicted model, not a curated record